This is a messenger RNA of Phasianus colchicus (ring-necked pheasant), 5404 nucleotides long. Lineage: Eukaryota; Metazoa; Chordata; Aves; Galliformes; Phasianidae. The record is from RefSeq and is a predicted model, not a curated record.
GAUAGAGAGAGGAAAUGAUUGGCAUCGACCACAGCCUAGGGAACACCUGUGAUAUAUGGAGAAACAGUGGUAGAACUGCUGGAAAAGGUGCAGUUACCAAAAGAGAGAGCUCUAAAACACUGCAAAGCCCGCCAGUCGUAUGACAGCAGUAUCAGUAUGGGCAGCAGCCGUGCAGAGACAGCAGCCAGGAGUGCAGCAGCAGGAGUUUUCCUCCAGCGAAUGCCCCGAGAUAUCCCAAAUUGAUCAUGAACCUCCGGAGUCCCGGGCAAAGGAUGGAGAGCUGGCUCCCUUGCUAAAAGCUGGGAGCAACGAAGCAGGAUGGUGGCAGCUCCAGACAGCCGAGUAACAGUUCCCCAGCCAAGGGAAGCAGUAAAGCUUGUGGUGAAAGAAGUUAUCUCUGGAUGUGGGGCACCAGCAGGGCUGCCAUCAGAUUUUCAGAGGUUUGGAUUUCGUAGCUGAAAUUGUUCAACACCUAGGAAAACCCUUGGAAUAGCAGCAGAUUGACACAGUCUGUAUGGGCCGCAGUGCAGUGGAGAGAUGGAAAAAAUGAAUCAAACUGGACCAAACCCAGAUCGAUGGAGUCUGUUGGUAACAGGCUGGAAAUGGCUGCGGCCCUACCUCUCACCUUACUGCAUGUGCUGGUGAAACCGUGUGCUGAAGAGAAAGUGAGAGCUUGUGAUAUGAUGUGUGGGAGAGCACUGCAGGGGUUGGAGAGUAGUGCUGACGUAAAGCGCUCGGGUGAGCUAAAGCUGAGAGCAGAUGGCAUCUCUUCAGGGAAAGUCCUUUCCUCUGCCCUUCGGUUCGUGGCUCAGGCGGCACCAGCGGCUCUGGGAGUCACAGCACAUCCGCUCCACGGCGGUGAGUGAGUGUAUCUACGGACGUGGAGCUCUGAGCUGCUGCGGGAGAAGUGAAAGGCGCGCACAAAUCCUGCUGACCGCGCACACUGCUGCAGGCUGGCAGGAGUAGGCUCCUGAAUCCGGAACGCAAGAACAAAAAGCGCCCAGCACGCAGCGGCCAGCAGAGCUGACUGCAGCGAUGGAAUGAAACAUUCACAUAAGUGAAUGUGACUUGUAAACCAGGAAAGGGAAAAUCACAUGGUGAACCUGAAUGUAGUUAUUGAGGUUUAGAUACCCUUAGUAUAUAGUUUGCCUUAUACUAACUGCAUCCAUUGUUUGCCGUUAUGAAUUGUUAGGAGGGGGGGGAGGGGGGGGGCAACCUUGCAGUACUUAAGGGGUGUUUAUUCUCUUUGUCUAAAAUGAUAAUGAUGAUUUUAACAACGGGUAUGGUUAUCAAUUGAACACCUGGCAUCAAAAUAAGCACAUGAAAUUGGUGAAUAAAGUGUUGGAUGUGCUCAGAAUUGCCCAAAUAUGAGGCAAGUCCUUACCUGCUAUGGGGAUUACCACUGCCAGAACAGAGCUGGGAUGCAGUAUUUGUUAACAAAUCCGCAGAGUACUUUGCAGACAAACAUGCAGAAUCACAAAGAUGGAUUGUAGGGACCCAUCCCAGGAUUGAUCCCGUUUGUCUGUCAGACACAGGGACAAGGCAAUUAGGGAAAGCUCCAAUAAGAAAAUCCCCGCACUGUAAACGGACAGUGCAAAUGGGAACUGAGUAUUUUGGAAGAAAGCAGGGGUAAAUAGUGGGUGUCAGCUAAGGGGAAAGGACGGUCCUGGCUAUGCGGAUAUGGAGCUUAGAAGGUAUUAUCCCCAAGGUGGACCGGAACCUGUACCCUGGGAAUAGUAAUGCCAAAGGUGAUCAGUUAACGUGGAUCAUACAGGCCCGGGUACCCUCAAAAGUCAAGAGAGAAGUGCUCCAUCCACCAAUAAAAAGACCUAGUAGGUUUCACUCAUGCAUCAGUGGUUAAUUCCCUCUUUGGAGCUGUAGAAUUGGAAAUGGCUAUAGGAGACAUGCAGUUAUGAAACACCUGGAAAAUGAAACGGGGUGCUAGGAUUGGCCUAUAAGAAGAAGUCCAAAGCUUAGUCCCGGUUGUAUUGCAAAAUAGAACGGCUUCAGAUCUGUUGUUAGCCGCAAGAGGAGGAGAUUGUGCAGUAGUAAAUGCUGGUUGUUGAGUGUAUAGAAACGGACAGAUGUCAGAUAUGGCACCAACCUGAAAGGCUGCAUAAAGUCAGCCAGGGUGAUGUAAGCCGAAAGCAAAAUGACUUCCUGGCUUCCCAACUUGGAUUGGUGAAAGAAUUUAUUUGUGGGGAUGGAGUAUGUAAUUGCUGCAUGUGUCCCUGUUUGUUGAGUGAUUCGGUGUUGGAAAUGUGUGUCCGAAUAUGAGAUGCCAAGGGUGAUGAGGAUAGGAUAGAAACAUGGAAUCCUCACACAGAACAGGAGGGAUUGAUGCAGGUUGUUUUGCUUAGCCACAGGGAUUAGUACAGUAGUUUAACAACCACUAUGCUAGUUCAGCAAAAGGAAUCCAUAAGAGAGAGUUCUGAAACUUUCCCUUUCAGCUUUAGUCUUGCUUUUGUUCAGUCCUGUUUUUCCUCCAUAGUUUUGCACUGGGGACAUAAUAGAGUACUUCAAACUUCUGCCUCAAUGAUUCUACCUCAACGAGAAGAAGUGGAGUCACAACACAAUACUUUUUCUUUGGCCUCAAAUCAUGCAAGGACAUUUUCCUCGAGUUCCACACGUACUGCUUUUAGAAGUGUCUCACUAUGGCCUCAUAAGCCAUGGAAAUCUUCUGCAGUGAGGUAGAGUGAGUGGCAGUGGGUUAAUCCACUCCGACUCCCAGAGACAGUCGGUGGUUUAUAUUGCAGGGAUUCCUUGUCAAUCAACCUUAGCUAUAAUUGUGGCAAAGUUACAAAGCCGAAAGCAAACCAGCACUGCUAUUUCUCUUGUCCCAGCAGGCUGCAGUUACACUUCUGCCUUUCACCUGUGAUCAUCGCAGCCUGCAGGAGAGCAGGAAAUGGCCACAGCGCAUCCCUCUCAGGAGCCCGUGAGCUUUGCGGAGGUGGCCGUGUAUUUCAGCAGGGAGGAGUGGGCGCUGCUGGACCCUGCGCAGCGAGCGCUGUACCGGGACGUGAUGCUGGAGACGUACCAGUGCGUGGCCUCGCUGGCUCCACUUCCCGUGCCCAAACCCGCGGUGAUCACCCUGCUUGAAGGAGGGGCAGACCCCUGGAUCCCAGAUGUGUGCAGCCCAGAGGAGAUGGCCGGAGAGCUCAGCCCAGCAGGAGGUGGGAUGACAGCAUUAAAGGAGGACGUGCAGAAAAGCGGUGUGUCCGAAAGGCAGAGCGUCUGUGUCUCAGUGGGAGAAAGCAGAAGGGAUGCGCAAGGGGGCCUGGAGCAAGGAGAGCACUUCAAGAAGGCACUGGGAAACCAUCCGGGAAAGAAAGCGAGGAACCCCUUGGACUUCAGCACAGCCCAAAUGCAGCGUGGAGAUGAGAGUAGCAAGGAAGUGCGCCUCCUCUUGCAAGGAGCAAGGAAGACAAGGCAGAAUUCGUGUGAUGAGUGUGGCAAAACCUGUGAAAGGUGUUCUGUUGACUUUAGUCACCAGUGCCUACACUCAAAGGACACACCGUACAAGUGCACUGAUUGUGCAAAGCACUUCGUAUUGAGAUCCACCCUCACGUAUCACCAGCGCCUCCACGCAGGAGAGAGACGAUUUAAGUGUCCUGAGUGUGGGAAGGGCUUCACAAGGAGUUAUGACCUCAUCUGCCACCAGCGCAUCCACACAGGUGAGACGCCAUACAGCUGUCCACAGUGCCCACUGAGUUUUAAAAGCAGUUCCCAUCUUGCUUACCACCAGCGCAUCCACACAGGAGAAAGACCCUAUCAGUGCACUGUGUGUGGGAAGAGCUACAAAAGGAGUUCCCACCUCACCUACCACCAUCGCAUCCACACAGGAGAGACACCGUACAGCUGUCCUCAGUGCCCACAGAGCUUCACAAGCAGUUCUGCCCUCACCUACCACCAGCGUAUCCACGCGGGAGAGAAACCAUUUAAGUGCCCAGAGUGUGGGAAGAGCUUCAGAAGCCAUUCCCAGCUCAACUGCCACCAGCGCAGCCACACAGGAGAGAGACCCUACAAGUGCCCUGAGUGUGGGAAGGCCUUCAAAAGCAGUUCUGACGUCACUGUCCACCAGCAUGUCCACACAGUAGAGAGACCCUUUAAGUGCACCGUAUGUGAGAAGAGCUUCAAAAGAAGUUCUGCCCUCAUUUACCACCAGCGCAUCCAUACAGGAGAGAGACCCUACAAGUGCCCUGACUGUGGGAAGGGCUUUAGAAGAAGUUCUCACCUCAGCUCCCACCAGCUUGUCCACACAGGAGAGACACCCUACAAGUGCCCUGAGUGUGGGAAGGGUUUUACAAGAAGCUCUAACCUCAACGUCCACAAGCGCCUCCAUAGAGGAGACCAACCAUAGCAGCGCCCUGAGUUUGUGAGAACCUCCAGAAGCAGUUCCUGCCUCCUGACCUACCACACAUCCCCCCAGGAGACAGAGCCUGCAGUGCCCCAGUGGGCAAAGAGCUUCAGCAGGGCCCCAGCCUGGUCACCACCUGUGGCUUUGCACAGUGAUGAGCCUUACAUGGCCCUGGAGCCGAGGAAGUGCUUUGGAGGUAAACUAAAUCCUGUUCCCCCUUCCUCCCUGGCCUGGGGAUAACAUCCAUUGCUCUCUUUCAGCUGGAGAUGAUGUGUUGAGUGGGCAUGCAAAGGAGAGUCCAGAGAGGGACGUGGCACAGCCACUGGAAACCAAAUAAGCGGUGGCUUAUUUGUGCCAUGCCUGUGUGUAUGGAGGUUCCUGGGGAAGUCAUCUGGCUUUCAGAGAAACCUGUUUGCGGGGGAGGCCCCAAAGGAGAUGUCACGUGGACUGAGAAGUCACCAGGGAGGAAGAAAACGUGUCUGCAGGGAGUGUGGGAAGAGCUUCAGCUGGUGCUCAGCUCUUAGUAGGCCCCAGAGAGCAGACACAGGGGAGAGCUCCUGUGAGGGCCUUGACUGCAGGAAGAGCCAUGUCCAGAGCUGGGAGCUCAUCGCACGCCAGUGGGUCCACGUGCAGAACCCUACAAAGGUGCAGCCUGCAAGAAGAGCUUCAGCCAUGGCCUAGACCUUGUGAGGUACCAGGAUGUCUGCACUGGGGAGAAGCCCUGCAUGUGCCUGCACCAAUGCGUCCACGGGACAAGAAACCUCAGAAGUGCCUUGAGUGUGAGAAGGGCUCUGUGGGAACGCAGGGCUCCUCACUCGCAGGAGAUGGCACUCGUGGAAGAUGUGCUACAGAUGUCCCAAGUGCAGGAAGAGCUUCAAGCACAGCUCCAACCUGAUGGAGUGCCUGAGGAUCCACUCAGGGCAGAGACCUUGGAAAUGCCUGCACUGUGGGCAGAGCUUCAUCCAGAGCCCAGACUUCAUUGCUAUCCAAGGAAAAUCUCUCACAGUUUCUCUUCUGCUCGUCCUGCAAGCAGCUUUUUGAAGCCGU